AUGGCUCAGACAAAAGCGAGACGAGCUUCAAGCUCGAAGCUCAAUCGAAAAUCCAAAUCUUCUUCAUCAGCGACAACGACAGCACCAACAUCUGUCAAACCACGAGCACGACUUGCCGCAACUGACUUGAGAUGGAAACCUGUAAACACUUCUUCAUUCUCUGGGAUAGAUGGAGGAGGAGGUAUGAUGAUGCUUGAAGAGCUUGACGACGUCACUAUCGAGUGGGACGAAAGUGCGAAUGGAAGAAAAGUAGCGAAAUUUGUUGCUAAAGAAGAAACGAAAGAGGGCAAAGGGAAAGGAAAGGCCGUUGAAGAAGACACAGAUGUUGCCGAAUCGGGGCUUGAAGAGGAAACUUCUGCGGAUGAGGUAGCUUCCCAGGACGAUGAAGGCGCAGAGGAGGCAUUUCCAGAUUUCGCAGCUCUAGCUCAAGAGGAUUUAGACGAGGAAGAUGAAGACGAGCACGAACAAGGUCAAGUGGAGGAGGAACCCGCUUUCGAUGAUGAGCUUUUACCUGAAUGGACGGAUAUAAAAUUACACAACUCACUGAAAAAAGCUUUCCUCGCUGCCGGCUAUGUGAGACCUACUGAUAUUCAAAGAAGAGGAUUGCCGGCCGGACUGAAAGGAAAAGAUGUCGUUGGUGUAGCAGAGACUGGAUCUGGUAAAACCCUUGCAUAUUCCCUUCCGAUCCUUUCAUACCUGCUUCGUGCACCUAGUCCAUCGCCUUCUGUCAGAAGAAAACUCAGUGGCCUAGUCCUUUGUCCAACACGAGAGUUGGCCUUACAAGUAGUCGGUCAUCUGAAUGUUCUUCUUAAACACGCAGUCUCGUCAGUCGGGGAUGAUGAUGAUGAGGAAGGUGAAUCGAAGCCAAAAGGUCCACCCAGGAUCAGCAUCGGAAGUGUAGUUGGAGGAUUAUCUGCUCAGAAACAGAAGAGAAUCCUGGACAGAGGCUGUGAUAUCUUGGUAGCUACACCUGGUCGAUUGUGGGACUUGAUCAAAGCAGACGACGAGUUGGCUACUAGUAUUCGAACUCUUCGGUUCUUAGUGAUUGAUGAAGCAGAUAGGAUGAUAGAAAACGGCCACUUUGCAGAAUUGGAAAACAUCGUCCGAUUGACUCAAAGGCACGGAGCUGUGACGCAAGGACCAGAUGAUGAUGAUCCCGUUUUUGCCCAAAUGUCAACCUUGUUAGAAGAUUCAAAAGCUAGAGACGAUAUGCAAACAUUCGUUUUCUCCGCUACACUGUCGAAGGAUUUGCAACAAAAUCUGCAAAGAAGACAUAAAGCUGGUGGAAAAGGAAAAGGGAAAAAAAGGUCGACAUUAGAGGAUCUUGUGGACAAACUCGAUUUCAGAGAUCCUAAACCCGAGGUCAUUGAUCUCAGUCCCGAAGGUGGUGUAGUAGCUUCUUUGCGGGAAAGUAUGAUCGAAUGCGUCAUGACAGAUAAAGAUUUAUACCUCUACUAUUUCCUUCUCCGAUAUCCUGGUCGUUCACUGGUUUUUGUCGGGUCGAUAGAUGGUAUACGGCGACUCAUACCUCUGUUCACACUUCUACAGAUGCCUAUCUACCCCCUUCAUUCUCAACUUCAACAAAAACAACGACUGAAGAAUCUUGAUCGUUUCAAAACCUCCAAAAAUGCGAUUUUGAUAGCCACAGAUGUGGCAGCAAGAGGUUUAGAUAUACCUCAAGUGGAUCACGUAAUUCAUUUCAAUUUACCCAGAACGGCUGAUGCCUAUAUUCAUAGAAGUGGAAGAACUGCAAGAGCCAAAAACGAAGGUUUCGCUUUGCAAUUGUGCUCUCCUGAGGAGAAGGGAAUGCAGAGAGCUUUGAUGAGGGGUUUGGGUAGAAGUCACGAAUUACCUGAUUUACCUAUUGAAAGUGGUUUCUUACAACCGAUGAGAGAGCGAAUCAAGUUGGCCAGAGAAAUCGAAAAGGCAGAACAUCAACAAUCCAAAUCUUCACAUGAUAAGAACUGGUUAUUGGAGACUGCUGAAGCUAUGGACCUGGAUGUCGAUCCAGAUUUAUUCUCUGACCAAGAGGAUGAUCCAGAUUUACCAUUUUCACGCAGAGUGAAGAAACAUAAAGGGCAAAAGAAGAACAUUGACGUCAGAGCAUUGAAAGAUGAAUUAAGAGAGUUGUUGAAAGAGAAAUUGAUGGCUAGAGGUGUCAGUGCAAAAUAUCCGACUAGUGGAAGUAAAGUCAUAGUGGAUGAUCUGUUGAGAGAAACUGGCCAUGCAACAUUGCUGGGAGCAGGGACAAAGAAGGCCUACGAUGAAGUGCUUGCCGGAAAGAGAAAAUUGGGCCAAAAGAGGGGUGGCGGAGGGUUGAUCAACAAGAGGAAGAAGGUACAAGGCUAG
This is a messenger RNA of Kwoniella shivajii, 2349 nucleotides long. RefSeq lists its product as uncharacterized. The transcript has 10 exons. Lineage: Eukaryota; Fungi; Basidiomycota; Tremellomycetes; Tremellales; Cryptococcaceae. Gene Ontology annotation, cellular component: nucleolus. Gene Ontology annotation, molecular function: ATP binding; nucleic acid binding. Bases 1 to 2349 code for a protein of 782 amino acids. The record is from RefSeq and is a predicted model, not a curated record.